CGCACCUCCAAAUACACCACCACCACCACCACUACCGACUCCUCUUCCUCCUUCCCUUGGUCUUUUAAACCUCCGGACCAGAAGAGUCAAUCAUCAAAGAUGGUCCGCAAACUCACGCAACUCGCGAAAAAAGUGCCCACCCGGCCCGAAGGCUGGGUCGGUCCCGGCGCUCCUCUGGAGGCGCGCAAACAGGUCUUUCUACCCGACUUCACCGUCGCCCUCAUCCGCACCCCCUUCCUGCCCCCCCGCUACGCCUCCUUCUACGUCCCGCUCCACCUCAACAAGCUCGACAUGCGCGACUACAUGCAGCGAGCGUACGGGGUCGGCGUGCUGGCCGUGCGCAGCUUCGUCGAGCAGCAGAAGGUCACCCGCAUGAAGAGCAAGGGCCGGUUCGGGUACGGGCCGCUGCGCCGCCCGCAGAGCAAGAAGCGGAUGACCGUUGAGAUGAAGGAGCCGUUCGUGUGGCCCGAGGCGCCGAAGGAGAUGGAUAAAUGGGAGAAAGACCAAUACUACAAGGCCGCCAAGUGGCAGCAGGAGAUGCAGGACGCUCAGAAGCCCGAGGCCCCCAUGUUGGCCCCCACCAAGGAGCGCGAGUCGUACGCCGCCGAGGCCGAAAAGAUCCUCAGCGGCGAGAAGCCCUGGCGGCCCACUUGGCAGGCGCUGGGGUUGAAUUACGAUCGCUCCGUCGGGGGCAAGCCGGCUACUAGUCCUAAGGCUGGGUCGAGGUCGUGAGGGUUGAGGGUUGUAGUGGGUGGAUGAAUCUGGGGAAAGGAUGAAUGGCAGUGACGUCCUGGACACGAUUGCCAACAGGGCUGGCUGUUCUUUGGGGGUAUGUAUUUUCUUCUGGGGGUUCUUCUUUCAAGGUCGCGCUGUAUUAUAUCGCUCUGGGUUUAUAAAUACAUUUUUCUUUUUCUUCCA
This is a messenger RNA of Aspergillus uvarum CBS 121591, 918 nucleotides long. RefSeq names its product mitochondrial 54S ribosomal protein uL23m. Gene Ontology annotation, biological process: mitochondrial translation. The record is from RefSeq and is a predicted model, not a curated record. Gene Ontology annotation, cellular component: ribosome; mitochondrial large ribosomal subunit. Gene Ontology annotation, molecular function: structural constituent of ribosome. The coding region runs from base 100 to 732 and encodes 210 amino acids. The transcript is spliced from 3 exons. Lineage: Eukaryota; Fungi; Ascomycota; Eurotiomycetes; Eurotiales; Aspergillaceae.